Messenger RNA from Arabidopsis arenosa, 2507 nucleotides. The record is from the annotation of a GenBank genome assembly. NCBI's taxonomy places the organism in Eukaryota, Viridiplantae, Streptophyta, Magnoliopsida, Brassicales, Brassicaceae.
GAAAGUUCUCUUCUCCUAAACCAAAACACAAGAGCUUCUUAACCUAGGAGGAACAGUAGAUUGAUUUUUUCUCUCUCUCUCUCUUGUAGUAGUCUUGUGUCUAUCUAUUACAGAGAAUGAGUUGUGCUUCAGGGGAGAAAGAAAAGCUUGGUGAGGCUUUGAAAACUUAUGGGAAAGAUUUGAUUGAGCAAGCAGGGAAACUUGAACCUGUAAUUGGCAGAGACGAGGAGAUAAGAAGAGUAGUCAGGAUUCUGUCAAGAAAAAAGAAGAACAAUCCUGUUCUGAUCGGAGAAGCAGGGGUUGGCAAAACUGCUGUGGUGGAAGGUUUGGCUCAAAGGAUAUUAAAAGGAGACGUGCCUAAUACUCUUACUGAUGUAAAACUCGUCGCCUUGGACAUGUGUGCACUGGCUGCUGGUGCAAAGUACCAAGGACAGUUCGAAAAAAGAUUGAAAUCUGUGCUGGACGAGGUUGAGGAAGCUCAAGGCAAAAUUGUUCUCUUUAUCGAUGAGAUCCACAUGGUUCUUGGAGCUGGCGGGGCCAUAGAGGCUGCCAAUUUCUUUAAGCCUAUGUUAGCUAGAGGCCAGCUUCGUUGCAUUGGGGCUACUACGCGUGACGAAUACCGAGAAUAUGUUGAGAAAGAUGCUGCGUUUGAGAGAAGGUUCCAGAAAGUCUGUGUAGCUGAGCCAAGUGUGCCUGAGACUAUCAAUAUUCUUCGAGGGCUUAAAGAGAAAUAUGAAGUACAUCAUGGUGUCUGUAUCCAAGACACAGCUCUUGUUGUUUCUGCUCAGUUGUCUGCUCGUUACAUCACUGGUCGAAAAUUACCGGAUAAGGCGUUUGAUUUGGUUGAUGAGGCUUGUGCAUAUGUAAGAGUCCAGCUUGAUAGUCAACCUGAAGAAAUUGAUGACUUUGAAAGAAAGAUAAUGCAGCUAGAGAUUGAACUUCAUGCCCUCGAAAAGGACAAGGACAAAGCCGCCGGUGUAGCUCGUCUUGUGGAGGUGCAGAAAGAGCUUGAUGACUUGAGGGACAAGCUUCAGCCUCUUACAUUGAGAUACAAAAAUGAGAAGAAGAUAAUUGAUGAGAUUCGCAGCCUUAAACAGAAACGAGAAGAGCUGAUAUCUGCUCUAAAGGAGGCUGAGAGGCAACAUGACCUCCCUAGAGCUGCUGAUCUAAGAUAUGGGGAAAUUCAAGAAGUGGAAUCUGGACUAGCAAAACUAGAAGAGAGUUCUAAAGAGAACGUGAUGCUUACGAAAACUGUUGGGCCGGAUAACAUUGCUGAGAUAGUGAGCCAAUGGACUGGGAUUCCAGUGACUAAACUUGACCAGAACGACAAGGAGAAGCUAAAUUCUCUUGCUGAUAGGUUACACCAGAGGGUUGUUGGACAAGACCAAGCGGUGGACGCUGUGGCUGAUGCAAUUUUAAGGUCGAGGGCUGGUCUUGGAAGUCCACAACAACCCACAGGUUCCUUCCUCUUCCUCGGUCCAACUGGAGUUGGCAAAACUGAGCUGGCUAAGGCUCUCGCUGAGCAACUCUUUGACGAUGAAAACCUAUUGGUUAGGCUUGAUAUGUCUGAGUAUAUGGAACGACACUCGGUUUCUCGACUCAUUGGGGCACCACCUGGGUACGUUGGUUAUGACGAGGAAAGUGGACAAUUAACUGAAGCCGUGAGGAGACGACCUUAUUGCGUUGUACUAUUUGAUGAAGUUGAAAAGGCCCAUGUUUCUGUAUUCAACAUACUACUUCAAGUGCUAGAUGAAGGAAGAUUAACAGAUUCUCACGGGAGGACAAUCGAUUUCAAAAACUCAGUGAUCAUAUUGACUGCAAACAUUGGUGCUGAGCACCUUAUUUCAGGCCUUGCAGGUGAAGUGACAAUGGAAGUGGCUCAAGACCGCGUGAUGGAAGAAGUGAAAAAGCAUUUCAGGCCAGAGCUACUAAACAGAUUGGAUGAGAUAGUAGUGUUUGAUCCUCUGUCGCAUGAGCAUUUGAGAAAAGUGGCUCAACUCCAAAUGAAAGAUGUUGUUAUCAGGCUUGCUGAGAAAGGUGUAGCUUUGGAUGUCACAAAUGAUGCAUUGGACUAUAUUUUAGAAGCGAGUUACAACCCGGUAAUCUCUUCUCCCUUCUUACAACUUAAAGUGUACGGUGCUAGGCCCAUUAAGAGAUGGCUGGAGAAGAAAGUUGUCACAGACCUGUCCAAGAUGAUUGUACGAGAAGAAAUCGUUGAGAACUCGAUUGUGUACAUAGAUGUAAGCGCAUUUAAAGCUGGUAUUGUCUACCGAAUUGAUAAGAACGGAGGUUUUGUUAAUAAGAAGACAAAGAAUGAUGAUGGUCACAUCGUGAAGAAGAUAAAGAUUGAAGAACGAUGAAAGAUUGGAAGUUAGUCAAGAUUGUUUUAGACCCUAGUUUUUUUGGUUUUAGCUAGAGUUAUUCACUAUUCUACGUUCGAUUAAAUUAUAAUCCAAAGUUUUCUAAAAUUGUUUGGAUAUCUCUUUAAAUGAAUCUGAAGUUGAGUU